Molecule: messenger RNA, 2046 nt
Organism: Angiostrongylus costaricensis
Lineage: Eukaryota; Metazoa; Nematoda; Chromadorea; Rhabditida; Metastrongylidae
Source: the annotation of a GenBank genome assembly
UUGUUUCAAAUCAUUUUUGUUCAGAGAGGCAUCUUUAUAUCCCUACCAAGAACGUGCUUUCAUCCAGGAGCAAGUACUCUGGUUCCAAUUCAAGCAAAUGCACAACUAAGUGGAUGGCAACUAAUUCGACGUUUACUGCAGUUUGUGUGGCCAAAAGGGAAUUCGGCAAUAAAGAAGAGGGUUCUUGUAGCUCUUUUCCUCUUAGUCAGCGCCAAGCUAGUUAAUGUCUCAGUACCAUUUUUAUACCGUGAUAUCGUAAACUGCUACAACGACAAAGCACCCACUUUUCUACAGCUUACAUUAGACACAGUUCCUAACGGUAUUCUAACAGUCGGACUAUGUUUGAUAUUCGCAUAUGGGAUUUCUCGUGCUUCGGCUGCUUUGAUGAACGAGCUACGAAAUGCAGUUUUUGCUAAAGUAGCACAUCAUUCGGUGAGACAAAUAGCGCGGGGCAUAUUCCUCCAUUUGCAUUCACUCGAUCUCUCUUUUCAUCUGAAUCGUCAAACUGGAGCAUUGUCGAAGGCAAUUGCUCUUAAGUUUGACUUUUCUUUUUUUUCAAUCCAUUUUGUUUUCGAUCGCGGCACCAGAGGGAUGAGUUUCGUUCUGUCUUCACUUGUGUUCAACAUCAUCCCGACAGCCGUAGAGAUUGGUAUGGUAUCAGCGAUUUUUUAUAGCUCAUUGGGAAUAGAGUUUGCGUAUAUGACUAUGGGUAGCGUUGGAAUGUAUGCUAUCGCCACAUUAGCAAUCACACGUAUGUAUUUCUGUUUUAAAUGGCGAACGAAGUUCCGUCAUGAAAUGAACCAAGCAGACAACGAUGCGGGCAACAAAGCAGUCGAUUCGCUUAUCAACUACGAAACAGUGAAGUUCUUUAACAACGAGAAAUUCGAAGCCGAUCGUUACGACCGUUUUUUGAAGAAGUUUGAGAACGCAUCGCUCAAAACGACGUCAUCUUUGGCCCUUUUGAAUUUCACUCAGAACGCCAUUUUCUCUGCUGGUCUUAUUGGCGUUAUGUACUUGGCGGCUAAGAAGAUUGCAGUGGGUGAAGCUACUGUUGGUGAUUUAGUACUAGCCAAUACGCUGUUAUUCCAGUUGUCCAUGCCACUAAAUUUUCUUGGAUCCGUCUAUAGAGAAGUACGCCAAGGUUUGGUUGAUAUGAACACAAUGUUUUCUCUUCUCACGCUGAAGUCGAAAAUUCUUGAAAGACCAGAUGCCAAGCAUCUGGUUGUCCAAGGAAAUGACAUUUCUGUGAAGGUGAAAGAUGUUUAUUUUGGAUAUUUGCGGGAGAAGCCAAUUCUCAACGGCCUAUCACUGGAAAUACCUGCAGGCAAGAAAGUCGCUAUAGUUGGAGGCUCUGGCUCAGGGAAGUCUACACUUGUGCGUCUGCUAUAUCGCUUAUAUGAUGCUGACAACGGUGACAUUUUCAUAAAUGGAACGGAUAUUCACGACCUUACGCUUGACUCUCUGAGAAAAGCAAUUUCGGAUUCUGUUCUCUUCCACGAUACCAUUUUUUACAACCUCGCUUAUGGCAAUCCUACAGCAUCUCGUGAACAAGUGAUGGAAGCCUCCAAACUCGCCGACCUUCACCAUUCCGUCGAGAGAAUGCGGGAUGGAUACGACACCCUAGUCGGUGAGCGAGGUUUGAAGUUGUCUGGAGGAGAAAAGCAGCGGGUCGCUAUUGCGAGAGCUAUUCUUAAAAACGCUCCUCUUAUCGUUUACGAUGAGGCGACGUCGUCGUUAGAUGCUAUUACUGAGGUAAACAUCAUGCGAUCGUUGAAGGAAGCGGUUCAACAAAGGACUUCCUUGUUUAUCGCUCAUCGGUUAGCUACAAUAGUGGACGCGGACAUCAUUUAUGUUCUGGAUCAAGGGCGCGUGAAAGAGUUCGGAUCUCAUGAGCAGUUGAUUCGUCGUGGCGAACUUUAUGCCAAACUUUGGAACAGUCAAAAUCGUUGGGGAACGCUACCGAAAGAGUUAAAGAAAAAUGACCAAAUGGAGACACUGGAGUUGGAACUUAGUAAAUGUUGCGGAAAUUCAAGCUGUAAUCGUUAG